UUGUGUGCCGCUGAGAUCUCUCCCUGACUUGGCGCCUUUUUCCAUCCAAUGAUGGCAGACAUUUCUCCGGCCGCUUCGAUCCGGCGGUGAACGUCCCGGAAUCUCAUCCUCCGUACUCUUUUUUAUCUUUCCGGGCUUUUUUGUCUCCAUGGACGGCGUCGGGAUCUGGAGCCGCGACAUCGGGCGGCCGGAACCCUGGCAUUCCGUCACCGCUGUUUGCUUCGCGGUGUGCCUCUGCGGCGCUAGGUUCCUCCUCGACAAAUUCAUCUUUCGGGGUGUGACUGUUUGGUUGUUAGGCAAGAGAGCUGCUUCAGUGAAGAUAGAUGAGGUUACACAGGCGACAAUUAUUAAAUGCACUGAGUCGAUGUGGAAAUUGACAUACUAUGCAACUCUUGAAGUGUAUGUUCUGAAGAUUCUGUUUGAGGAACCAUGGUUCUGGGAUUCACAACUGUACUUCAGAGGCUUGCCAAAUCAAGAAUUGAAGCUUUCCAUUAUGCUAUAUUACAUGUGCCAGUGUGGAUUCUACCUCUAUAGUAUUCCUGCUCUCGUUUUGUGGGAAACUAGAAGAAAAGAUUUCUCUGUCAUGAUGUCUCAUCAUGUUAUUACAGUAGCUUUGAUCGGAAUCUCAUAUGUUACAAGCUUUUUCCGGAUAGGUACAAUAAUUCUGGCCCUCCAUGAUGCUAGUGAUGUAUUCUUAGAAGCUGCUAAAAUCUUUAACAAGACCAGGAAGGAGCUUGGAGCAAGCAUUUGCUUUGGCUUAUUUGCUGCCUCAUGGCUCAUUCUGCGAUUGAUAUUCUUUCCAUUUUGGAUUAUCAGUAGUACAAGCCGCGAUCUUGUGGAGUAUUUGGAUUUAAGACGGUGGUACCCGAGAUCACUGUACUAUGCAUUCAACACGUUGCUGAUCAUGUUACUUAUAUUCCACAUCUACUGGUGGAUUCUGAUAUGGGCUAUGAUAAAAAGGCAGCUACUGAACAGAGGAAAGGUCGAAGGCGAUAUAAGAUCUGGUAAGGCUUCGCGCCACUUCAGUUAACUCGGAAGAAGAGGACUGAAUGCGCGAAUAGGCAGCAGUAUUGCUCGUCGGAGUUGUCUUGUCUGACGGAGGGCAGUAGGGGGCGAGGCAGUUAGGGGGUUUUGACUAUGAUUCUUGUUGUAGGGUAGGGUGUUGGUGAAGCUCUAAUAUUAGUUCCAUCUUCUCAGAAUUCUGAUGUGGAGAUCAAAGCUCUUGCUGGUGCAAGUGUAGAGAUGAGUUGACGAAAGUAGAGCAAAGGACCAGAGCAGAGAGGCAGGCAGGCAGGCAGUACGGUGGUGUUCUUGUUAGUUGAUAUUUUUGGGGUCAAGUGUCUUCUAUUUUUUUACCAUUUACUCUACAUUUGGUGUAUACAUGAUAUGAUAGGCAACUCAACUCCUGUGAUAUGAAAUUUCCCAAGCUCAGUAAAUUUACAGAAAGUAUAUAGUUUCCAUUCCCAAUUCACAACCUAUAUUUUUCUCUGAAAACCACCAUGUUAUUCUGUGUAGGGCUGGAAGUUUGGUACCGGUAUUUGGGAUAUACCGAAUACCGUACCGAAUUUGUGUAUGUUUGGUAUUAC
Molecule: messenger RNA, 1586 nt
Organism: Linum tenue
Lineage: Eukaryota; Viridiplantae; Streptophyta; Magnoliopsida; Malpighiales; Linaceae
Source: the annotation of a GenBank genome assembly